This is a messenger RNA of Asparagus officinalis (garden asparagus), 1427 nucleotides long. RefSeq lists its product as uncharacterized. Gene Ontology annotation, molecular function: cysteine-type peptidase activity. Bases 283 to 1416 code for a protein of 377 amino acids. Lineage: Eukaryota; Viridiplantae; Streptophyta; Magnoliopsida; Asparagales; Asparagaceae. The transcript is spliced from 3 exons. Gene Ontology annotation, biological process: proteolysis. The record is from RefSeq and is a predicted model, not a curated record.
CCCAAUAUUGUUAGUUCUAGGCUUUGUCCAAUGUUAGUUCUAAAUUUAUACCAACGUUAGAUCUAGUUUAAGUCCAAUGUUAGUUCUAAUAUGAGUCCAAUGUUAGUUCUAUAAUAUUACGUGUUAGCUCUAUUUUGUUCCCGUUAGUGCUAGGUCUAAUAUUGUUUCAUAUGUCUUAUUGAACUUACAAAUUCGAAAAUUUUUUGCAGGGAAAAAAUUGCUCUAACAGGCUCAGCAGAAACACUAAGGUUAACGGCCAAUAUCGGGGCUUAUUGGGCAUUUAUGAAGCGCCUUGCCCCGAAGAUCCGUCAGUGGCAUAGGGAUGCAUACUGCGGUUCUAUAUUUCAGCACUACAUUUUGUUUGGGGCUCCUGCGCCUGAUCGGCCCACCCUUGAGCUGCUGCUGAGCUUUUUCGAUAGAGAUAAUAACACCUUUUGUAUACCUGAUUCAAAAAGUGGGGGUAUGAAAAAUGUUAGUUUUGAUUUGCAAUGGGUCCACAACCAUACUUAUUUCCCAAUUUAUGGGGAGGACAUAAGGAACAAUAGGGACUCAAGAAGCAGAAUAUGGCUGGAAUACUUCGCUAAGCUUUUCAUUUCUGAAGAGGGUAAGAAGUUAAAAAAAUCAGAAACCAGCCAACGUAAACAUCUUGAAGGGCUACUUGAACGGCUUGUUGAAUCUACCAAAAAGCGGGAUAUCGAGGAUUUUGCUCUGCUACAAAUUUUGUACCAAUGCUCUAUGAUAUGGAGUCCCAUAGCAGGGGAAGGUAUCCCUAGACCCUUACUCAGGUACCUGGAUAGCAUUCAGAGGGUCAAUUCUGUUGCAUGGGCCCCGUUCUUUUAUAAUGAAAUUAUCAGGGGCAUUGGAGUUGCUUUGGAGGGAAAGAAGAAGCAAAAGGUCGCAUAUGUCCCAGGUUGCAUGACACUAUUGUGUCACUCACUCUAUGGCUUGGAGGUGAACAAUUACGAGCAUUAUCUGAACUUCAUUGACAAAUAUACCGCAUACCGCAUAGAGCAUCUCUUGAUCCCUUUGGUCAGGGACGACCAUUGGCAUCUUGUAGAAGUUGACCUUAAAGAUAAAGUCGUCAAGCAUUACAGCUCCGCUGGGCACGAAGCUUGGAUGGAGCCUGUUAAUAAAAUCAUAAAAUUCUUUGAUGCCCAUCAUGCUGAUUUUAUUGAAGACAAUGUGCGCCAAAUAUUUAGAUAUCAAGCCAUCAAAUGCGAGCAACAAAGAGGACGCUUUGACUGUGGUGUGUUCGUCUACCUCUUUGUAAAAUCCAUAAUUGAAGGACGAUCAACAUUGCUGGUUAAUCCUCCGAACGAUAUCCCUGAAGCUAUGCGAGCAAGACUUGCCGCACAAUUAUUACUGGCUGGUUUUGAACAAAGACAUAAAGAAGAAACAGUGUACAGUGAUGAAUGAUAUGUUCAUAC